Messenger RNA from Cylicostephanus goldi, 363 nucleotides. NCBI's taxonomy places the organism in Eukaryota, Metazoa, Nematoda, Chromadorea, Rhabditida, Strongylidae. The record is from the annotation of a GenBank genome assembly.
UCUGGAUCUUUCCACAAAUGGCUGGAAGCUGCAAAAGGCUUAGGUAUCGAUCAAAGAUCGGAUUUGCUUGCUAACGAUGAAGGAUCUUGUGUUGAGAGUUUUUAUCCUUCUCUCGCCGCCGCUCAUGAGGAAGCCGCUCGCCGAGGCGAUUCUCGCCAGCCGGAGGAAGUUGAGCAUCACUAUAUCUGCUAUGUGAAUAAGGAUGGAACUCUUUAUGAAAUUGACUCUCGAGCUCCAUUUCCGCGCCCAAUUGGCGUGAGCAGUGGAGACAAACUUGUCAAAGAUGCUGGCGCUGCUUGCAAACAUCUUAUGGAGAAGCUGGACAAUGUUUCAUUUGCGGCCAUGGCACUUGUCCCAAGAUAA